CGAGAGGGUUGUGUGUGAUUCCGCUGCUGAAUUUUUAAAGCUGUGGUGGAACUUUGCGAGGUCAGUGUGGCGAAGGAUUGCGUUACAAAGACACACUCACCCGCUUGGCCACCACACCGAUUCUUGUUCGUGGAUUGUCUGUGGUCCUGAUGCUGUCACCGUAGCAACAUGAGCAUCAACAUUCAGAGAAAGGAGGCAGAAGUCCAGCCACGGCGGGGCAGCACUCCCGUCCGCCCCACCCGGAAUUGCUCGCCCUGCACCCGGGACCCGCACGCCGGCGGCGGCCCGCAGCGCAGGCACCCCCCCCUGGGACAGUCGGCAUCCUUCCAGCCAGGGGACACACGUUGCCGGGCGCAGUGGAGCGCCGACUCGGACGACGACUCGGACUGCGUUCACAGGGUGCUGUUGCUCGGCGACCACGGCGUGGGCAAGAGCAGCCUGGCGGGGAUCUUUGCCGGAAUCACCGACAAAGACGAACAACUGGAAGAAGACACAUACGAGAGGACGCUGACUGUUGAUGGCAAGGAGACCACGCUGGUUGUCAUGGAUACGUGGACAAAUGACAAACUGGACGAAGACGGGCGUGCAAGCAGUGAGGCCUGCCUGACAGGUGGCAGCGCGUACGUCAUCGUGUACUCGGUCAGCGACCGGAGCAGCUUCGACGCGGCGGGCGAGCUCCGCAUCACGCUACGGCGGCGACGACAGGCCGACGAUGUGCCCAUCAUCCUCGUUGGCAACAAGAGCGACCUGGUGCGCUCCAGAGAGGUGGCGCUGCAAGAAGGUCGAGCGUGUGCGGUGGUUUUUGAUUGCAAGUUCAUAGAGACGUCAGCCUCGCUGCAACACAACGUGAGCGAGCUCUUUGAGGGUGUGGUGCGGCAAAUCCGACUGCGCCGGGCGGGCGCAUCCAACGCCGACGCGGCCCAGUGCCGACGCGCCUCGUCCUGCAGGCGCAAGGAGAGUAUCACUCAGAAGGCGCGACGCUUCCUGGACCGCUUAGUGGCGCGCAACAACCAGCGUGUGGCCGUCAGGGUGCGAUCCAAGAGCUGCCACGACCUGGCCGUCCUCUGA
This is a messenger RNA of Syngnathus typhle (broad-nosed pipefish), 1068 nucleotides long. RefSeq names its product RAS (RAD and GEM)-like GTP-binding 1 (gene rem1). Bases 169 to 1068 code for a protein of 299 amino acids. NCBI's taxonomy places the organism in Eukaryota, Metazoa, Chordata, Actinopteri, Syngnathiformes, Syngnathidae. The transcript is spliced from 5 exons. Gene Ontology annotation, biological process: negative regulation of high voltage-gated calcium channel activity. Gene Ontology annotation, molecular function: calcium channel regulator activity; GTP binding; GTPase activity. Gene Ontology annotation, cellular component: plasma membrane. The record is from RefSeq and is a predicted model, not a curated record.